GAGGACCUUGGGUUCCGGUCCCGGCUCAACCUCAGAUUGCGGUGAGCGGCCAGGAUGGGCUUCUCGGCCGCGGCCCGGCUGUGGGGCCCGCCGGGGCUGCUCCUGACCUUCGUCCUGCACCCGGCUCUGUGCCUGCGCCCAGCCCAGACCUCGGCGCCCCGUCACCGGGACUACUGCGUCCUGGGCGCGGGGCCCGCGGGCCUGCAGAUGGCCUACUUCCUGCAGCGGGCCGGGAGGGACUACGCGGUGUUCGAGCGCGCCCCGCGGCCCGGCAGCUUCUUCACGCGCUACCCGCGCCACCGCAAGCUCAUCAGCAUCAACAAGCGGCACACGGGCAAGGCCAACGCCGAGUUCAAUCUGCGCCACGACUGGAACUCUCUGCUCAGCCACGACCCCCGGCUGCUCUUCAGACACUACUCCCGCGCCUACUUCCCCGACGCGGGCGACAUGGUGCGCUACCUGGGCGACUUCGCAGACCGGCUGGGGCUCCACGUGCUGUACAACACAACCAUUGCCCACGUCACUCUGAACAAGGACCGGCAGGCCUGGAACGGCCAUUACUUCAUCCUGACCGACGGGAUGGGUCACGCACACCGGUGCAGUGUGCUUCUUGUGGCCACCGGUUUGUCAGUCCCCAACCAGGUUGACUUCCCUGGCUCUGAAUAUGUAGAGGGGUACGAGUCUGUGUCCGUGGACCCCAAGGACUUCGAGGGUCAGAAUGUGCUGAUCCUGGGGCGUGGGAACUCUGCCUUUGAGACAGCAGAGAACAUCUUGGGUGUCACCAACUUUAUCCACAUGCUGAGCCGCUCCCGGGUCCGACUGUCAUGGGCCACCCACUACGUAGGAGACCUCAGGGCCAUCAACAAUGGCCUGCUGGACACCUACCAGCUGAAGUCCUUGGAUGGGUUGCUUGAGUCCGACCUGACGGAUCUGGCUGUCGUGAAGGACCGCGAGGGCAAAUUCCACGUCACCCUGAAGUUCUUCCUGGAGGAAGGCAACCAGAGUGCCGACGCCAUCACCCUCCCCCAGGACGACAGCGACAACUUUGCCAUGCGCGUGGCCUACGACCGGGUCAUCCGCUGCCUGGGCUGGAACUUCGACUUCUCCAUUUUCAACAAGUCCCUCCGACUGUCUUCUGGGGGUGAGUUCAGCAAGAAGUACCCGCUGGUCAAAGCUAGCUAUGAGUCCAAAGGAAGCCGGGGCCUCUUUGUGCUGGGCACCGCCAGCCACUCUGUGGAUUACCGGAAGUCUGCCGGGGGCUUCAUUCAUGGAUUCCGAUACACAGUGCGUGCUGUUCACCGCCUGCUGGAGCAUCGCCACCACAGCGUCGCUUGGCCCUCCACCCAGCACCCCAUCUCACAGCUGACCAGUUCCAUCGUCCGGCGCGUGAACGAGGCUUCUGGGCUCUACCAGAUGUUCGGUGUGCUGGCCGACGUUGUCCUGUUGAAGGAGAACGCCACGGCAUUUGAGUACCUGGAGGAGUUCCCCAUGCAGAUGCUGGCCCAGCUGGAGACCAUUACAGGAAGGAAGGCCAGGCAUGGGCUCUUCGUCAUCAACAUGGAGUAUGGCAGAAACUUCUCUGGCCCCGACAAGGACGUGUUCUUUUAUGACCGGUCUGUGGGGCACACGGAAGACGCCUGGCAGUCUAACUUCCUCCAUCCCGUCAUCUACUACUACAGGCACCUCCCCACCGAGCAGGAGGUGAGGUUCCGCCCUGCUGACUGGGCCCUGCCUCGGCCCACCGCCAUCCACCACAUUGUGGAAGAUUUCUUGACAGACUGGACCGCCCCGGUGGGGCACAUCCUACCUCUGAGGCGCUUCCUGGAGAACUGUUUGGACACCGAUUUACGAAGCUUCUAUGCAGAAUCCUGCUUCCUAUUCACCCUAACACACCAGAAGCUGCCGCCCUUCUGCCAGCAGGGGUACCUGAGAAUGCAGGGGCUCCUGGGGACUGAGAGCCUCUGGCGGCACGGAGUGGAGAGCGGGCUCCUCCGGGACUACACCAUUGUGGGCAGGCGCCGUGAGGACCAGGGCCAGGGGCCACUAAGUAGCUCCCAGGCCCCAGGGCCUCCGGUCCAGCCCCUCGACAGCAACAAGGAGGAGCUGUGACCGCCAGGUGGCUCCCAGCCAGCCCUCUGUUCCACCGACGCAUGGUUACCAGAGACCACUCAGAUCAUCACGGUGACCAAGGCCACUCUGAGGGGUGGCCAUGCAGUGGUCUCCCCUCUGGUCUGGUCCUUGGAUGCCUGGGAGGCGGGAUCCUGAGAAGGGUAUCCUCUGCCAGGUGGGAGCCGCCUUCCACAGCCAGGCUUGUCUGCAAGUGAACUGUCACUGGGCACCAGGCUGGCUCGGUUCUGUCCCCAUCAAGUGCCCAGCGGUCCCAUUUCCUUCGGGUCUACUCGUCGG
This is a messenger RNA of Callorhinus ursinus (northern fur seal), 2406 nucleotides long. The record is from RefSeq and is a predicted model, not a curated record. Lineage: Eukaryota; Metazoa; Chordata; Mammalia; Carnivora; Otariidae.